Lactuca virosa is the source of this 976-nucleotide messenger RNA. The record is from the annotation of a GenBank genome assembly. Lineage: Eukaryota; Viridiplantae; Streptophyta; Magnoliopsida; Asterales; Asteraceae.
AUGGAAAAUAGAGUUAGGCUUCUUCGGUCUUCACUUCACAAUCACAUCCCACUACGAGAUACGGCCGACUUCUCCCACUCCCACCCAAGACGUGACCGGCGACCCAACGCCUUUGACCUUUCCUUCCGUGACUUCACAUCCCCUGCUAAGUGGGAGCUUUUUACUGUCAUGUAUCUUCGUCGGGCAUCAUUGAUGUUACAUAAAUCAAGAAGGCUGUUUAGUAGCAGCACCAGCCAUGAUAUUGCCAGCACCAUUGAUGAGCUUAAUAAGGAGAUGGAAUUUGUUUUUGGUGAAGCUCCACCUACAAGUCUUACUGGUUCCAGUGAAAGUCAACCUAUAUCCCAAGACUCGGAGAUUACACCUGUUGAAAAAAUAAAAAUGGAAAUGGAAAAUGAAUCAAAACUGAGCCAUAUUAGUGUGAAAGGUGAAGCUCAAAUGGUGGAUGUGUCUCACAAGGAUAUUAGCAAGAGAGUUGCAAUUGCAAGCUGCAAAGUUAUUUUGGGGAAGAAAGUAUACGACUUAGUUUCUGCCAACCAGGUUGCAAAGGGAGAUGUUCUUAGUGUAGCAAAGAUAGCUGGAAUAACAGGAGCAAAACAGACUAGUAAUCUUAUCCCACUAUGCCACAAUAUCAACUUAACUCAUGUUGGUGUUGAUUUACGAUUAAACCCUUGUGAUUAUUGUGUUGAAAUACGAGGGGAAGCUGCUUCAACAGGUAAAACCGGGGUUGAGAUGGAAGCAUUGACAGCAGUUACUCUUGCUGGGUUAACUGUUUAUGAUAUGUGUAAGGCUGCAUCAAAACAUAUUCAGAUUACAGAUGUACGAUUGGAACAUAAAACUGGAGGGAAGAGUGGGGAUUGGUCCAGGGAGAAGAAACAAUGAUUCUUCAGAUUAUGGAUGUUAGUGCUAAAACAUUUUUUGAACACCUUGAAUUAGGUUGUAGUAUCAUCAUAUAUUGUUCUUAGUAUUAUCAUUUGCU